Alternaria burnsii is the source of this 984-nucleotide messenger RNA. RefSeq lists its product as uncharacterized. The record is from RefSeq and is a predicted model, not a curated record. The coding region runs from base 1 to 984 and encodes 327 amino acids. The transcript has 3 exons. Lineage: Eukaryota; Fungi; Ascomycota; Dothideomycetes; Pleosporales; Pleosporaceae.
AUGGCACCUUUUCUUGACGAGAACGAGAGUAUGAGCGCCCAGCAAAAGUAUGGCGACUGGCGAGAUGAAUUCUACGAGAAGGGCUAUGUAGUCCUCAAGGGCGUAGUUCCCAAAGAGCGAGCUCUAAAGUACCGCAACAAGAUGAUGGACUGGCUUGGCACCUUCCCCAACGACUUCGACAUCAAGAACCCAGAGACAUGGACCAAGGAAAACCUUCCCCAAAGUUUCAAGAAUGGAAUGUACCUGAACUACUGUGCUGCACAUGAAAAGUAUGUCUGGGAGGCUAGACAGGAACCUGGUGUUUUGGAAGCCUUUGAGAAAAUCUGGAAUACGAACGAGCUUAUUGUGUCAUACGACACUAUCAAUCUGACAUUGCCGAAUGCGUCGAAGAUGGCUGGUUCAAAGCCAUGGCCGCACGUGGACCAGGCACCCGAACGGCAAGGCCUUUCUUGCGUACAGGGCAUUAUCAAUCUCUCUGAGGCCGGACCCAAAGACGGCGGGCUUGUUGUAAUGGAAGGUAGCGCCAAGCUCUUCGACCAGUUCUUCAGAGAGCAUCCACCCGACCGAACCAAGGGUCCCUUGGCUGCUCUUCACUACGACUUCUACCCGUUCCAAGAUUCGGAUGUGAAAUGGUACGAGGACCAUGGCUGCAAAAUGGUCAAAGUUUGUGCUGAGCCUGGUGAUCUGAUCUUGUGGGACUCGCGCCAGAUGCACUACGCUGUGUACCCAGAGACCAACAAUAUCCGCACAAUCAUAUAUGCCUGCUACACCCCAGCUGCCAUGGCAUCCAAGGAAGAUCUGGAGAAAAAGAAGGAGAUCUUUGAGAAGUGGGAGGCGACGACACAUUGGCCACACAUUAACAUCCACUCGCAAGGAAAGGCUAAGGUGGAUGGCAAACUCGACCCGUGGGAGCGGACGGAGCCGUUGGAGAAGCCAGAGUUGACGGAAAAGCUGCUCAAGUUGGCGGGUGUGAAGUCAUAUUGA